Molecule: messenger RNA, 319 nt
Organism: Rhizophagus irregularis DAOM 181602=DAOM 197198
Lineage: Eukaryota; Fungi; Glomeromycota; Glomeromycetes; Glomerales; Glomeraceae
Source: RefSeq, a predicted model, not a curated record
CAAUAUAAUGAAUGGAUUAUUAUUUGAAAGCAUGAAUGGGUAUUCACUCUUCUUUUUUUCCAGCCUUUUAGUACAAUCAGCAUUGACUUUGUUGUAUUCAGCUCCCUUUUUCUUUUUGUCAUUGACUCUUGUUUUCUUGGCCAUCCUAUCUGCUGCUGUUGGAUCUAUCAUUAUUGCAUCAUUAAUUGACGUCUUUUCAUGCUCUACCAAAAUCUCUUCUCUAUAUUCCUUUAUUAUCUUUACAACAUUAACUGGGGAAGUGUAGUCUUUUAAUGGAGCUGAAACUGUUUCGACUUGUGGUUCAUCCAGCAAGUUUUUC